AUGUUUAUGGCAAAUAAAUAUGUAUAUAGAUAUAUGUGUAUGUGUAUGAGAAAAAUAUGCGCGGUACAAAAAUUUAUAGAAAAAUGUCUAACCAAAUCCUAACGAGAGCUCUCGACGGUCAUGGGCGCAAUAGAAAUAUAAGAAUACAUAUAAAACACUGCGCGCUACUGCAAUUGGCAAUCUUCAUACAAUAUAAAAACUUCAAUGGGCGGCGUGUGGGACCCUGCAGGCGCAGCCCAUACAAACGACACGACGUAAGGCGCGCGGGAUCUCUGCCUGAUGUCGCUGCUCAACCGCGAACAAUAGGCACGGCGCGUGGCCAAGGAACGGACUCACCGGCUUGUCUAUCCUCCGCUGCUGAUGGCGCAGACGGACGUGUCUGCUGUUGCGUUGUGGUGGCGCCGCUAUUGCUGCUGCUACUUCUUGGGUGGGCGCCUUUGCUCCGGCUGCCACUGUCGUUGCUGCUGCUGUCGUUGAAAACGCUGGUGCUGGAUCUGCUGCUGUCGUUGAAGACGCUGGUGCUGGAUCUGCUGCUGUCGUUGAAGACGCUGGUGCUGGAUCUGCUGCUGUCGCUGUUGCUCCUGCUACGAUGCAGCUCGUGCUGCUACUUAUGACGGCCGCUGCAGCUGCUG
Messenger RNA from Scaptodrosophila lebanonensis, 632 nucleotides. RefSeq lists its product as uncharacterized. Lineage: Eukaryota; Metazoa; Arthropoda; Insecta; Diptera; Drosophilidae. The record is from RefSeq and is a predicted model, not a curated record. Bases 57 to 614 code for a protein of 185 amino acids. The transcript has 2 exons.